Python bivittatus (Burmese python) is the source of this 2324-nucleotide messenger RNA. NCBI's taxonomy places the organism in Eukaryota, Metazoa, Chordata, Lepidosauria, Squamata, Pythonidae. The record is from RefSeq and is a predicted model, not a curated record.
CAGGGAUGGUAUCAACACCUGGGGCCUUGUUGUUCGGCAGUUGGCUCAUUGCCCACACAACUUUUUCCUGAAGGAUGGGUGGUUCUAUUUCUGCUUCCCUUUCCUCAUCAUCCUGAGGAGGUUAGGCCUCUUUGCUGCUGGCAUAUAGCUUUUCUGUAUAUUCUCGCUAUCUGUUCUUAACACCUUGUUGGUCAGACAGCUCUUUUCCUUGCUUGUUUUUGAUGAUGUUUUUAUGAGCAGUAAAUGGUGUUCAAAUCCUUUUGAUUUGUGCAAAUGCAUUCCUGACAUGGUCCUUCAUGCAGUCCUCUUCUAGCUGCUUGCAACACUGGUCCCAGUAAACUUCAUUGUCUUUCUUUGCUGUUCUUUGGAAAUCAGCAUUCAAUCUCCUUGCUUCCUCCCAUUUGCCUGCAGCUUUGGCUCCCCUCUUUUUUUUUGCUUGGCUACUCUGAUGGUUUCAUCUGAGAGCCACUUGUGCUUUUCCCCUGGUAUCCUGGUAUCUUCCAGUAAUUUCUCAGAUAUCCUAAUAUCUUCCAGUAAAGUAAUGGCUGCAAGUCUUGUGACUUCCAUUAGGUGUCUCUAACAUAACAUUUGAUGCGUUUCUGCCACAAAGCCAGAAAUGAUUAAGUGUAAGUAAACCUGGAGAAAAAUGCUAUUGGAGGAGGACUUGUUGAAUAGAUUCUGUUUCUGGAUUCUUUGCAACUCAGUAAGUCUGAUGGAUUAUUUCUUAGCAGACUUAGGUCAAAGAUUGUGCCAUUAGGCAUAAAACUGUAUUCUUUCUUUCCUUCCAAAUGGAGUAAGAAGCUGCAGUUGCAAGCUGUGUCAGAAGAACAUGGUGAAACAUUGAAAAAAAUCCUGCUUUCUAAAUUAAAUUUAGUUUAGUUUCUUAUGAACACCUAAAGAAGAAUGAAUUUGAGAAAACCAAGCAACCAGACAGGAAGCGUACAUAAGGCUGGAACAAUCCUAAGGAUUCUGACUUAAAAUGGGAAUUUAACAAGGUAAAUCAAGUUUAAGCAUUCCACCCUUGAAGACCUCCUAUACGUAAAAUUCUUCUCAUCAUGGCUGUUGAGAUAUUUGGGUAUCCAAAUGUUCUCAGCUGGUUGCUCCUGCUAUCAAGCCUGGAAAGUUAUUUUGCUGCUGGAGACCUGUAUUUGCAACUUCCUCAGAAGAAUUCUAGUGCUUUAAAUAAAGCAGACCCCUUUGAUGCUACAGAAUCAGGACGAGAUGAGAGACUACAUAUUUUCACAGUGGACUAUGAAUAUGUGCAAAUCCCCUACGAAGUUACACUUUGGAUACUCUUGGCUUCCCUUGCGAAAAUAGGUUUCCAUCUCUACCAUCGACUUCCACACUUCAUGCCAGAAAACUGUAUCCACAUUGUCAUGGGUGCUUUAGUUGGUGGGAUUAUUUUUGGCACCCAUCACAAAUCUCCACCAGUUAUGACUACCAGCAUUUAUUUCUUAUACCUCCUUCCACCCAUUAUCCUUGAAGGAGGUUAUUUUAUGUCCACCCGUCCCUUUUUUGAAAACUUUGGUUCAAUUCUUUGGUGGUCUGCAAUGGGUUCCCUCAUCAAUUCCUUUGGCAUUGGAUUGUCACUUUAUGGGAUUUGCCAGAUCACACCCUUUGGCCUCCAGGAUGUGAACCUGCUUGACAGCCUGUUGUUUGGCAGCAUGAUCUCAGCGGUGGAUCCUACAGCUGUCUUAACUGUCUUUGAGGAGAUGUCAGUUAACGAACAGCUUUACAUGAUGAUAUUUGGAGAAUCCUUAUUAAAUGAUGGGAUAACUGUAGUCCUAUACAACAUAUUCAUUGACUUUACCCAGAUGCAUAAAUAUGAAACGAUUGAACCCGUUGACAUCCUGGCUGGCUUUGCUCGCUUUUUUGUGGUCAGUCUUGGAGGGCUUCUCUUCGGCAUUGUCUUUGGAUUUGUGGCUGCUUUUAUGACUCGAUUCACCCAAAACAUUUCUGCCAUUGAACCUCUCCUGGUCUUCAUGUUCAGUUACCUGUCCUAUUUAACCGCAGAAACACUUUACAUAUCUGGCAUCUUGGCGAUUACAGCAUGUGCAGUAACAAUGAAGAAAUAUGUGGAGGCCAAUGUUUCUCAAAAUUCCUACGUAACUAUAAAAUACUUCAUGAAAAUGCUGAGCAGCGUCAGUGAGACCCUGAUCUUUGUGUUCAUGGGAGUGUCUACAGUUGGUCGGAACCAUGAGUGGAACUGGGCUUUCAUUGGCUUCACCCUGCUCUUCUGCAUGCUCUGGAGGGCACUAAGUAAGUUAUACUUGCAGUCUCAUUGGAAAGAAACUUGGUGGAUGAAAGGCUUUGAACAGUGUUAG